GCGUGAGAAUUUCCCCCAGUUCCUUCACAAGACCUCCACGCGGCGCCGCUCGGCCCGGGCUGUCCCGUUCCGCUCAACCAUGACUUCGAGGUGCGCCACCCCGAUUUGGCAUCUUCUGUCGUUCCUGACUCUCGCCGCAGGUUGGACCGACUCCUCCUCCUCCUCGACACUGGGUCGUCAACCUCUGUAAGGACUACAGCUGCAAAGCAGCUCGCCCAGCUCGCUGUAAAGAGUGUAAUAAGCGAUGUAACUAUAGUCGAAGACGAUAUCAAAUCUACUCGCCAGCAUGCCACCGCCAUGAGCGACUCGGCAGCGUGGUCUGAGUUAAUGUCUGUGGUGGCAAGGAUCCUGCCAUACCUGCAUUCAAAAUCCCACGAGACCCGCACAGCCGUGUCUGUCGCGUUAUCUCAAAUAUUCACUCUCGUUCCCCUCUGGCAUCCUGGUGCUGAAGAGGAUGUCAAGACUCCCGGAGAGGCCGAGGGCCUAUCCGUUCCGGAGUUUCCCCACUUCUCGGUUCAAGAACUCAUGGAGAAGGGUACACUGCUCCUUGCAUCGUCCGGCAAAGAGUUCACAAAGCCGACGGGCAUCCUCGCCAGCUCGUCCGAGGUCAAGAAGGCGCGAAAAGACGCGAUGAGUCGCCUGGGCCUCGACUUCCUCGACACCGUCGGCGGCGCAGAUGAUAUUGACUUGGAGAAGGAGCUGGCUGGGGACGAGGAGGAGAUGACCAUAGACAGCGAGAACGGAGUCAAAGUCGAAGAGGGAGUCAAGACGGAGGAAGACGUGAAGCUCAUUAUCCAGCCUGAGCCUAUCAAAAUUGAGAAGUUCGAGACUCCUCAGGCAGGUCCGUCCCAGUCGCCGACCCCCGCGCUCUCUCCAGCGCCAUCCAACGGCCCGCCGCCAAUCGAGGACACCAGCAACCUCUCGGCACGUGAGCGCAAUCGCCUGAAGCGGAAACGGAAGGGUGGACAGAGUGCUUUCGUUGUUGCAACGGCACCAAGCACGAGCACCAAGUAUAACGGGGCUGCCGUUGCACCACCAAACAAAGUCCGCCUCGUUGGUGAGGACCGCAACUCGCCAUCAAGCCGCGCAGCCAGCCCGAAAUCACCCGUCGAAGGCGGCGAGAAGGUCGUUAUCGAUCCGUCAAAGGGCGGUGCGGUCUCUCCAAAAGCAGAGAAGCAGUCAAAGGCGCUUGACGUCGAACAAGGGCGAUGGGUGUGGGAUGGUCUCGUCAAGAUGCUCGAGGUCGACCUGUUCAGCCCCGCUUGGGAGGUGCGGCACGGUGCUGCGAUGGCCCUCCGCGAGCUGCUCAAGAGCCAGGGAAAGUUCGGUGGCAUGAAAGCCGGCUUGUCAUGGGAAGAGAACGAGAUCGCACACGAAAAAUGGUGCAACGAUCUCGCCGUCAAGUUCCUCUGCGUCUUUGUGCUCGACCGCUUCGGCGAUUUUGUCACCGACCAGGUCGUCGCGCCCGUGCGCGAGACGGUUUCGCAGACGCUCGCGUCUCUUUUGCUGCACAUGCCACGACGAUCGGCUCUGCGAGUGCAUGCCAUCCUGCUCGAGAUGAUCCGGCAAGACUUCCCCAUUCCCCAGAAGCCCGCCAACGGUACCCAGAAGGGCAGGCAGAGCGAGAAGGGCCACGUAUGGGAGGUGCGCCAUGCUGGGUUGCUCGGAAUCAAGUAUGAAGUUGCGGUGAGAAGUGACCUCGUGGCUGCAGAAGGCGGGGAGGAGGUCCUGCGCGGUGUUGUCGACGCCGCUGUGCUGGGACUUGGCGAUCGAGAUGACGACGUUCGUUCCGUCGCGGCGUCGUGUUUGUCUCCGGUAGCAGAAUAUCUUGUUAAUCAGCUCCCGGAAGAGCUUCCUCGCGUGCUUGCAGUUCUCUGGAGCUGCUUGAGUAACAUGAAGGACGACCUCAGCUCCUCCGUAGGCGCCGUCAUGGAGCUCCUCGGCAAGCUCGUCGCGUACGACAAGGUCAUCGACAUCAUCGCCGAUCCGGCGCAAUCGCAGCCACUCUCGACGCUCGCACCAACGCUCUUCCCCUUCUUCAGACACACCAUCCCGAAUGUGCGCCUUGCGGUCGUCAAGACAUUGCACUCGUUCAUGUCGGUGCCGUCACUCCCGCGGGACUGGCUCAGCGUCCAAUUCCUGCAGCUACUCUUUCAGAACAUGAUUGUCGAGGAGCGGGAAGACAUUCGCGAUGCGACGCUCGCGGUAUGGCGCCUCGUGCUGUCCAUCCUCAGCGCGGCGCCUGGGUGGCUCGAAUCGCUCGUCCCGCAAGCCCGGCUUCUGCAGUGGUACGGCGCGAUGAUGACGCCGCUUGGCACGCCGAUCGACGUCUCCGCCUUCUACGACCCUGCGCUCGCGCGGGCGAUGGACCAGGGCACAGAGCGACACAACGUCGACAGGAACAUGAUUGCACAGGACCUGUCGUUGGUCUCGAUGGAGACUGUCAUUGCUGCGCGUGUUGCAGCUGCUACGUCGAUGGCGUAUGUGACGGCUGUUUGGCCUAACUUGAGUCACGACGCCAUGUUCCGUCCUAUCCUCAUCCACUACAUCGACUCGCCAUCUAUGCUGCAGAAGUUCCUCGCCGCAAUUGUCACGGAAGAGUGGGCGCGAGAAUAUGAGACCAGCGCGAAGCCUGACGACGCGCUCCUCAUCGAUCGCUCGCCGCUUGCGAAGGAAUUGGCCGCGAAGACGCUCCUCUUCCUGAAGAACGAUCCGCCGGCGUCAUACCACGAGAUGAUGUACACGCUCGCGCGGCUGCACAGCGAGUGCUACGCCCUGCUGCACGCGUUCCACCUCGACUGCAAGCUGCCGGCGUCGGCGAUCCCGAACCUCGGCGACGACAUCGACAUCACGGGCACGCGCACCGACGCGUUCACGAUCUCGACCGCCGAGAAGGCCGUUGGCGAGAUGUUCGACGUGCUCAAGGACACGCUUGGCCGGACGAAGAAGAAGGAGCUCGCGAUCAUCAAGGAGAAGCGUACCCACGUCGCGGCGAACAUCGAGCGCUACGCGGAGGUCAAGGCGCAGUACGACGUCCGUGUCUCAGCGGCGUUUGCGGCGGCGUUCGUUGCCCUCAAGGCGACUCCAGACAAGGUCAGCCCGAUCGUGAAGGGCAUCAUGAACGGUAUCAAAAGCGAAGAGAACAUCCAGCUCCAGACACGUUCUGCUGUCGCCGUUGCCGCCUUUGUCGACUUCUGCGUCCAGAGCGAGCUCAACCAGCCGCCGGAGAAAAUCGUCAAGAACCUCUGCACAUUCCUUUGCCAGGACGUCGAACAGACGCCGACUUUUGCCUAUAGUCGCAAAUACACGCGCGGCAUCCUCUCCUUCAAAACCCCACAGGCCACAGAGAAGUCGAACGGCAAAGAGGAACCUCCAACCCCGGAAGCUGCUGCGAAAGCGCGCCUCUCGCGGCGUGGAGCAAGUUUGGCAUUUGUGCAACUGUCGGAGAAGUUUGGGGACAAGUUGCUCGAUCUUGUUCCGAACAUGUGGCAGUCUAUGGCUGGCGGACUGCUGAGUGCGUGCGUUGGUGAUGAGUCGAAGAAGAUGGACUCGCUCAUCGAUUCGCGUUUCGGCCAAGACGUAAUCGAUUCGUUGAGCGUCCUCGACGCUAUCGUCCCCACCUUCCACUCUGGCCUCCACCCCAAGUUCCACGAACUGUUCUCCAUGAUCAGUCUCGCGCUGCGCAGCAAGUUUGCGAUCAUCCGCCAAUGCGCAGCCCGUUGCUUUGCGACGAUCUGCGAUGUCAUCACCUUGACUGCGAUGCGCUUCGUAAUCGAGAAGAUGGUACCUUACCUCGGAGACGCGCCGAACAUCACGAACAGACAGGGCGCAACUGAGCUCAUUUACCAUAUCGUGCAGAAGCUAGAUAUCAAGGCACUGCCAUACGUCAUUUUCAUGAUCGUUCCCGUGCUCGGUCGUAUGAGUGACUCGGACGAUGAUAUCCGGUCGACCGCCACGAACACGUUCGCAUCGCUUGUCAAGAUGGUGCCCCUAGAAGCUGGCCUUCCCGAUCCACCAGACUUCUCUGAGGACUUACUCCGCCGUCGCGAGACUGAGCGACAGUUCCUUACUCAACUUCUCGAUGGUAGCAAGGUGCAGCAGUUCGAUAUUCCUGUCAAGAUCAACGCCGAGCUGCGCAAGUACCAGCAGGAGGGUGUCAAUUGGCUCGCGUUCCUGGCGAAGUACCAAUUGCACGGUAUUCUCUGCGACGAUAUGGGUCUCGGCAAGACGCUUCAGUCGAUCUGUAUCCUCGCGAGCAAGCACCAUGAGCGCGCCAAACGGUACGAGGAGACGCAGUCGCCCGACUCGGUGCACUUCCCGUCGCUCAUAGUCUGCCCGCCGACGCUCACUGGCCACUGGUACUACGAGGUCCUCAAGUACACGGAUAAUCUGAAGCCGAUCAUGUAUACGGGCAACUCGCGUGAGCGAUGCAAGUUGAUCCCGAAGCUCAAGAAACAUGACAUCGUGAUCACGUCGUACGAGGUCGUUCGUAACGACGUCGCCAGUCUUCAGGACAUGAAUUGGCACUACUGCAUUCUUGACGAGGGCCAUAUCAUCAAGAAUGCAAAGACAAAGCUCACAAAGGCAGUAAAGAGCAUCCGGGCGAACCAUCGGCUGAUCCUCUCUGGGACGCCAAUCCAGAAUAACGUACUCGAGCUGUGGUCACUCUUCGACUUCUUGAUGCCGGGCUUCCUUGGAACUGAGUCGAGCUUCAACGAGCGGUUCAGCAAGCCUAUCCUGUCCAACCGAGAUGGCAAGAGCAAGAGCGGUGAAGCUGCUGCGCUCGCACUUGAGGCUCUCCAUAAGCAGGUCCUGCCCUUCCUUCUGCGCCGAUUGAAGGAGGAUGUCCUCAACGACCUCCCGCCCAAGAUCAUUCAGGACUACUAUUGCGAGCUGUCUGAACUCCAGAAGUACAUGUACGAUGACUUUUCCAAGUCGAACGCUCGGACGUCAGCAGCGGACGUCGUUCGCUCCGCAGAUGGAGGCGCUGGUGGAAAGGGUCAGCAGCACGUAUUCCAGUCUCUACAGUACCUCAGGAAGUUGUGCAACCAUCCGGCCCUUGUGCUCAAGGACUCGCAGGCUAUCAAGGAGACGUUCGAGAAUGCUGGCUACAAGGGCAGCUCGACAGAUCUCAGCGACAUUCAGCAUGCCCCCAAGCUGCUUGCUCUUCGGCAGCUGCUGAAUGACUGUGGCAUCGGCACUUCUACAUCGCUCUCUGGUGAGACAGCCAAGACCGAGCUUCUCGACACCGACUCGGGCUCGACCGGCGGCGCCUUCUCGCAACACCGUGUCCUCAUCUUCUGCCAGAUGAAACAGAUGAUUAAUAUCAUCGAGAACGACCUCUUCAAGCAGCACAUGCCGUGCGUGACGUACAUGCGUCUAGAUGGUAGCGUCGAUGCGAAUAAGCGGCACGCCAUCGUGCAGACAUUCAACUCUGACCCCAGCAUCGACUGCUUGCUGCUGACGACGCAUGUCGGUGGUUUGGGCCUCACCCUGACGGGGGCGGAUACGGUCAUCUUCGUCGAACACGACUGGAAUCCGAUGAAGGACCUGCAGGCCAUGGAUCGCGCACACCGUAUCGGACAAAAGAAAGUUGUGAACGUGUACCGGCUGAUCACGAAGGGCACCCUAGAGGAGAAGAUCAUGGGUCUUCAGCGUUUCAAGCUGAACAUCGCCAACUCUGUCGUGACCCAACAGAACUCCGGGCUGUCGUCGAUGGACACGGAUCUCGUCCUGGACCUGUUCCGGCGUACGACCGAGGAGGAAGACGCGGCCGCCGCAAAGAAGAAGGAGAAAGACGCCACGGCGUUUGCCCAGAAGAACGUGCUCAAAGGGCUGGAGGACCUGCCGCCCGAAGAGGAGUACGCGGGCUUGGACCUCGAGAGCUUCAUGGGCUCGCUGUCCGCUCAUUGAGAGAUCGCUUUGCACCCACUAUUCUACCUUGCCGACUCGGGUUUUUGAGCCGUGCCUUCCUUCGUAUUGUUAUUUGUCCUCCCUUUCUCGGACGUCGCUCAAGCCUAGACUACUGCAGUGUAUCAUGUUAGUAAUUGUAGAUUUUAGCGAAUACCUUGUAAUAUACAUAUUUCGACAGUGUUUUUUAACGAACCGGAUGCUCACUUUGGAACGAUUU
Molecule: messenger RNA, 6130 nt
Organism: Phanerochaete carnosa HHB-10118-sp
Lineage: Eukaryota; Fungi; Basidiomycota; Agaricomycetes; Polyporales; Phanerochaetaceae
Exons: 12
Coding region: 298-5913 (1871 amino acids)
Molecular function (GO): TBP-class protein binding; ATP binding; ATP-dependent chromatin remodeler activity
Source: RefSeq, a predicted model, not a curated record